AUGAUUGUUAAUGCAGUCUAACAUGGAACGAAUGAAGACCUAAAUUAGAUGAUUAAAAAUAAACUCAUUCAAAGUAUUUUAAACAUGCUUAAUUUGGCAUAAGUAAAAGAAAUAUCAUCUCAUCAUCUUAAAAAAGGAUUAGAAAUCCUUAUAAAAAUACUGAGGAAAGGUGAAAUUAGAUCAAAGGACAGAUAAAAAAAUUAGUAUUUUACAGUAUUCAUUGAAAUUGAUGGAAAAGAUGUAAUACAAAAGCUACUAUCCUCUAAUUAGGAUGACGUUGCGAAAUAUGCUUACAUUUUUAAAUAGGAAUUCACCUUAUGA
Paramecium sonneborni is the source of this 321-nucleotide messenger RNA. Lineage: Eukaryota; Ciliophora; Oligohymenophorea; Peniculida; Parameciidae. The record is from the annotation of a GenBank genome assembly.